Messenger RNA from Penicillium soppii, 699 nucleotides. RefSeq lists its product as uncharacterized. The record is from RefSeq and is a predicted model, not a curated record. Bases 1 to 699 code for a protein of 232 amino acids. NCBI's taxonomy places the organism in Eukaryota, Fungi, Ascomycota, Eurotiomycetes, Eurotiales, Aspergillaceae. The transcript has a single exon.
AUGAACUCACCUGCGCCCUAUGAUGCCCCACCGGCAUAUGCUCCUUCCGAGCAGUUCGAACAUUUUGGUUCUGUGAUCGAUGAAAAAUUCGAUCAUCCUAUGAUUCUUCCACCCCAACAAAAUGAACCUGGUUUGGCUGUUGCCUCCGCUCUCGGCCGUGGCCUUCAAGUGCCAUCUCGCUCAUCUACAUGCACAUCAGGUUUCGACUAUCCGGACGAAUUGAUACACUAUGGAAUUUCUAAAGAUCACUGGGUACAAUUUACACAAGUAAUCUGCGAGGAGGCCAAGCUGUCGCGGCAACAAUGGACGAUAGUUGUUGGCAAGGGUUUGGGUACAUUGGCAGUGGGCGGGCUGAUGGUUGGUAUCCUGGGUGCGAUCCCGGCCAUUUUUGUCACCCGCGUCGCCAGGCGUCGACAAGAGCGACGCAACUUAAUUACUGCACUGGCUGGUACUCAGGAUGAUAAGCUAGCUCGCCAUAUCUCUCACUGGAACGAGACAUUCUUCCAACCCAGGGGUGUUUUGAUCCGAGUCGAUUUGCCAGAUGAAUACCUCAACGACAUUCAAGAUGUAGAUGUCCAAACAACUGGUUCAUCGUCACGACCUGCUAGGAGGGUUCGGGAUAAGGCUGCUAUGAAGGCAAGGGUUGUCAUCAUUCCUCUGGACCGGCCAACACCGGGAUCGAGUCGUUCCUCGACUUGA